Clupea harengus (Atlantic herring) is the source of this 1305-nucleotide messenger RNA. It is a transcript of the gene cav4b, whose product is annotated as caveolin 4b. Gene Ontology annotation, biological process: regulation of cytosolic calcium ion concentration; cell differentiation; caveola assembly. Gene Ontology annotation, cellular component: focal adhesion; caveola; sarcolemma. NCBI's taxonomy places the organism in Eukaryota, Metazoa, Chordata, Actinopteri, Clupeiformes, Clupeidae. The record is from RefSeq and is a predicted model, not a curated record. Gene Ontology annotation, molecular function: molecular adaptor activity.
CACACACACACACACACACGCAGUGGAUAGAUAGACAGAGACAUACGGGAGAGGGCCCAGGGCAGAGGUAACCCUCAGUCUCCAAACUUGAGCUGUAACAGCCUCAUGUAUCUCUCUACAAUACUGCCCUGCUUAGGAAGGCUGAUGAGUGACACACACACACAAAGCUCUCGGCUGAGUUGAUAGACGACUAGACUGCACUAGACUGGCCAAAACUGGAGGUGUGAGUUGGAACGGGAGUGCAAAGGUUGCCAUCAAUCAAACUCUCAUUAGUUGUCUACCGGAUUAGUAAUCAAUUAAGCCAUCUUGCUAAAGCACUUGUCUGGGAGAUAUUUCGUGAAACUAUAUUUUGUGGGAUUUUGACUGUUUUCUGGCACAAGAGUCUUGUCCUCCUGCCCGUCUUCAACAUGAUGUCGGAUGAAUACCUGGUGGAGUGUAACAUCGAUGAUGAUGAUGAUGAUGAUGAUGAUGAUGGUGGAGAUGACGAUGAAGGGAUGAGGUUGUAUCCCUCCCCACCCCCACCCCCACCAGCACAGUUCUCCUCCAGUCCCUCGGCCAGUCCUCAACCAUCGUUCACCCACAUCGACAUCAGAGACCCGUACGGAGUCAACAAGCACCUGAAGGUGGAGUUCAGUGAUAUUUUGGCCGAGCCCAUCUCCACACACACAUACGAUGGCGUGUGGGUGUACAGUGGCAUCGGGUUUGAGUCAGCGAGGAUCUGGGGCUACCGCUGCCUCACGCUGUUGUGUGCUGUCCCCGUCUCCCUCCUCUCCGGCUGCCUCUUUGCCCUGCUUGCUUGCCUGCAUAUCUGGUGUGUGAUGCCUUGCAUCGAAGUGUGUCACAUUUGCCUGCCUUGUGUGCGAUCAAUUUGGAUGAGUGUAGUCAACAUCUUCAUCACGCCGUUCUGUGAAUCUGUUUCUCGCUGCUGCACUGGCGUUUACGUCUCUCUCUCCAAAGACUGACCUGAAGUGAUGGGGAGAUUUCCCACGGCAAAGUUUCUUCAUGUAUGGGACUGAAGAUGGGGCUUGCUUUUGGUGCAUUACUCUGCAGAGGAACUGGAAGGGGGGGGGACUGAGUGACAAUUAAUCUGUUAUUGGACAUGUAAUGUAACAUCUCUUACUUUAGCUAAUGCAUUUUCAGGAUGUGAAAUUUUCACCACUCAGUAUUUAUGUCAACAUGGUAUGACAAAGUGUUUCAUUUCUUAUAUUAGCAGUGUUUUCAUGCUUAAACUUGGAUAUGUAAAAUGGAGCUCUUUGUGUACAUUUUGUAUGAAACAGUAAAUAAAAUGAAACAUUGUUUCUACCA